Molecule: messenger RNA, 7562 nt
Organism: Brienomyrus brachyistius
Lineage: Eukaryota; Metazoa; Chordata; Actinopteri; Osteoglossiformes; Mormyridae
Product: tenascin
Exons: 18
Coding region: 517-6222 (1901 amino acids)
Molecular function (GO): protein binding
Source: RefSeq, a predicted model, not a curated record
UUGCUCCCUUCCCCUCUCUCCUUCCCUUUUUCUUUCAGUCGUUCUCUUCCAGCCCCUCCCUCUCUCUUGGUCAGUCAAUCAGGGCUACUCAAAACUGAAGGAGGGAGCGUCAGAUUGACAGACGGACGCGGAGGGCAACAUCUCUGCAGUAUCCAGGAAGACUACUUUUACAGAAUUCAGCUGGGAGGGAAAUAUUUUGUUUGCAGCACAGUCAUUUACGGCCCCCACAAACCACUUUCACAUCCUGAGGAUCUUGGUGGAUCUUUUUUUUUCCCAAAAUGCAGCAGCUUCUGUCAGAUGAGAAACUGACAUGACCUUUCCUUUGUUUCACUAGCGAUACUUUCCUCUCCUACCUAUUUGACCUUUAAAGUUUCCAUUGACACUGAAGCCCCUUGAUCGUCUUGAUAAAAACCUCCUCCUUGUAUUCAGAUCUGUACACCUCCUCCUUGUAUUCAGAUCUGUACACCUCCUCCUUGUAUUCAGAUCUGUACUCCCUCCAAACUUCCCUCUUAAAAAAUGCUUGUCAUUCCGUAUCUCCUGUUGUUUGCCCACCCAUUCCCUGCCCUCUUCACCAUGACUAAUGCCGAAAAAUCACAAAUGGUAAAUGACCCCUUAGGGAAUCACAAAUCUCCCAAAACUAUUAUUGCUGGCUUAAAUUCUCAAGGCACAGAUCAUAAACCUACUUCAUCUUCCAUGAAGCCCCCCCAGGGGACCGUUCAGAGAACCAUCCGGAACACCAGCCACAGACCAGCUCAGAAUCCCAUCAAGGUCCUGAUUUCGGACACCUGCAUCAAGCAGGACACGCAGGGAGACAGUGGGAGCUCUGCUCAAUAUCAAGGCAAGGAGCUGGAUCUGGACCCGGGCUCCCCUCUGGUCCUGACCCACCGGAUCAGCCUGGUUCCCAGAGCGUGUGAUGGGGGUUGUGAUGCUGAUUAUGAGGCCCUCCGGGGCCGCCUGGAGAAGCUGGAGAGAGAGGUGUCAACCCUGAGGGAGAAAUGUGGAGAUGCAGAAGGAGGCUGCUGCAAGCGAGGCACAGGUGCGGCCUGUAACGAGUGUCCGAAUGACUGCAGUGACCAAGGCCGCUGCAUAGGUGGAAAGUGCAUAUGCUUUCCCGGAUUCACUGGUCCUGACUGUAGCUCCCCCACAUGUCCCUCAAACUGCAACAGAGGGAAGUGUGUGAACGGACAGUGUGUUUGUAACCCUGGUUUCUUGGGACCAGAUUGCUCUGAAAAGGCCUGUCCCAAUAACUGCAAUAACAGAGGACGGUGUGUGAAUGGAAAGUGUGUUUGUGAUUCUGGUUUCACUGGACUGUAUUGCUCUGAAAAGGCCUGUUCCAGUAACUGCAAUAAUCGAGGACAGUGUGUGAACGGAAAGUGCGUGUGUGACUCUGGAUUCACUGGACUGGAUUGCUCUGAAAAGGCCUGUCCUAAUAACUGCAAUAAUCGAGGACGGUGUAUGAACGGAAAGUGCGUGUGUGACCCAGGAUUCACUGGACUGGAUUGCUUUGAAAAGGCCUGUCCCAAUAACUGCAGUAAUCGAGGACGGUGUGUGAAUGGAAAGUGUGUUUGUGACUCUGGAUUCACUGCACUGGAUUGCUCUGAAAUGGCCUGUCACAAUAACUGCAAUAACAGAGGACGGUGUGUGAACGGAAAGUGCGUGUGUGACCCAGGAUUCACUGGACUGGAUUGCUUUGAAAAGGCCUGUCCCAAUAACUGCAGUAAUCGAGGACGGUGUGUGAAUGGAAAGUGUGUUUGUGACUCUGGAUUCACUGCACUGGAUUGCUCUGAAAUGGCCUGUCACAAUAACUGCAAUAACAGAGGACGGUGUGUGAACGGAAAGUGCGUGUGUGACUCUGGAUUCACUGGACUGGAUUGCUCUGAAAAGGCCUGUCCUAAUAACUGCAAUAAUCGAGGACGGUGUAUGAACGGAAAGUGCGUGUGUGACCCAGGAUUCACUGGACUGGAUUGCUUUGAAAAGGCCUGUCCCAAUAACUGCAGUAAUCGAGGACGGUGUGUGAAUGGAAAGUGUGUGUGUGACUCUGGAUUCACUGCACUGGAUUGCUCUGAAAUGGCCUGUCCCAAUAACUGCAAUAACAGAGGACGGUGUUUGAAUGGAAAAUGCAUGUGUGACUCCGGUUUCACUGGACUGGAUUGCUCUGAAAAGGCCUGCCCAGGAAACUGCAACAACAGGGGGCGCUGCAUGAAGGGGAAGUGCUUAUGCCGGCGAGGUUUUACAGGGUCCGACUGUGGCCAGUGUGAGGCUGGCUUCUCAGGAUCUGACUGCAGCACUGCUCUGUCUGCGGUUACACAGCUGAGGACCAGACAUAUUUCUGAAUCGGCUGUCACGGUUUCCUGGACUCCUCCCUCGAUUCAGUAUGACAGGUACCACGUCACUUUUACCAGCAAGAAAGAAGGGGAUCAGAGAGUGACCACCACCGUGGCAGGACACCUGAGCAGCUUUACCCAGACAGGGCUAGCUGCUGGCCAGGAGUACACUGUGACAAUCAGGGGCGAGGAGGCUGGGACCAUGGGUCAGGAGAGUAGCACUGUGUUUACAACCCUGAUUUCCGGUCCCAAGAAUCUCCAUGUUGUGAAAACAACCACCACCACUGCAGUGGUCCAAUGGGAGCCUCCACAGGGAGACAUUGACAGGUACCACCUUUCUGUCUCCCCGAGUCAGACAGAUCAGGAGGGGACAGGGGCAGGCAGCAAGAACAGGACCCUGCCCCCUGACAGAAACUCCGCCCACAUUGAAAGUUUGGAAGCAGGGCGCCUCUAUAACAUCUCAUUGGUCGCCCAGAAAGGGAGGAGUCACAGCCAGCCUGUAACAGUGCAGGUCAUUCCAGGUCUUAAAUUAAUUCUACUCAGAAAACCAAAAGCCCAGUACAACGGCACCAGUACAAUCCGCAGAGGGGAUCAGAUGUGGCCAAAACAACCUGGGUACAAGCAACCCUUGGGACAGAAGAACCAAAUCAAUGAAUCCAUGCUACCCACUAUGGGUAAGAAGGAAAAGACACCAACAGUGGCACUGCGAAAUCUUGGAAAAGGCCCCGUGAAAGGACUCAAUACUACACAGCGUCCCACAAAUGAAGACAAACCGCUACCUUGUAAUGAAAUUCGAAGUUAUAUUUUAAAGAAACCGGGAUCACAACACAGAAACACAGCAGCUCCGGAAGGUGUAAAGUCUCCAGCUAGGAGAAAUGGCACAGAAACACACAUAAAGAAAUGUGUGAAAAAGGUUAAGGUAGGACCUGGUAUGGCUAGUGGAAAUGGAACAAUGGUGGGCAAAGACUUGGGCGGUAGAAGACCUACUCAACAUGACUUCAUAAACGGAUCAAGUGGAAAGAAGAUAUACGCAAUUGAUCGAACUGAUGCCUCCAAAACUGCAACGUUUCUAAAGAAUGGUACCAUAGUUAAGAGUAAAACAACUAAAUCAAGUAGUUUGGAUACUCCUCAAACAACGAUGAAUUAUACCAAGCAGGUAUUCACAACAGGUCCCAUGGCAAAGGCCCCAAGUGCUACAGAUUCAUCCCAGGUUUAUAGGCCUCAAAGCCCCACAGAUUUGCCCCCAUCAUUCUCUUCAUCCUCUCUGCCCUCUACAUCCUUUUCUUAUUCUUCAAGAAAGACAAUGAAAGACACUCAAGAGCCUAGUGCAAACCAGCUAACGGAGAGCCACCCCAUGGAUCUGGUGACCUCUUCUGUCUCUCUGUCUACCAUCCCUCUCUACACUCUUGCUCCUAGCGUCCAAGAGGCACAGACGCAUUCAAGUGUUUUGGAAAAAAAUGAAAGAAUAAAGAAGUUGCCAAUCCCACGCCAACCGAAUGGUACGGUUCCCUGGCGUCGUCCCCAUAUGGCGCCAUUGUACAACGGGACUCGCCCAAUCCACAGACACCCACACCAUCCUCCUAGGGGCCCUCUCCACAGACCCAAGUUUCCCAUAUUAAACAAAGGAACCAAUGGCAGAGUAGUGCUCAUCCCAAAAGAAAGGCAACUCAAUGACAGCAUAAGUCAAACAGACUCAAGAACCAAAAUAAUACACAGGAAGAUUGUCAAAAUAAACAAUAUCACUGAUGGAAAAAUUAGACAAGCUUUAACUAAUAUAGGGCAUGAACUUCCUACAAGUAAAGCAAGUCAAAUCAAUAAAGCAGAAGAUACAGAAGGUGGUGAAGAAAACAUUAAAGUUGGCCAAAGUAACAAAUUCACUAAUGACACCAAAAGAGAAGAUCCUGGUCUUCAUUCACUUGGGAUGAAAAAUGUAACCUCGAGAGGGUUUGUCCUGAUUUGGGAGGCACCAAAAGGAAUGUUUGAAAAGUUUAUCAUAAACCAACGAGAACUUAAGGAAGGGAAUUUAACUACAGCAGGCAAGGAACGGAGCCAAGAGGAGGAAAUUGGGGAUGACAACAAGCAAGAAGAGAAUGAAGAAACAAGUGAAGCCGAUGUGUCUGCAGACAAAGGAGGUAGAGACUUAGGCACUGUAAGCAGCAACAAGAGUCUAGCAAACGUCUCUAAGUUGGAUAUCAGCAGCUCCCGCAUUAAUGGCACUGUCGAUUCUCUGCCUGGACCUCAGUCGAGUCUUAAGCUGAAGGUCCAAGCCCAGCAGAAGUUCCCCCACGUGGUUCCUGGCACAACGCGCUCUCUUCAGUUCACAAACCUCCAUCCUAAGGCUCGUUACAAUAUUUCGUUGUAUGGGACAGGUCCUGGAAUCAGAUCAAAAGUGCACCAUCUCGUCAUUAAUACAGGUCCAGAGCCUCCGUCUGACCUGACAUUUAGCAACGCGACAGAUUCCUCCUUUUCUGUGUCCUGGAAGAAACCUACAAGCCCUGUGACCGGCUUCAAGGUCACUUACAUCCACACGCAGGAUGCAGAACCCAUAUCUUUGUCCCUAAAAUCCCAUCAGACUACUGUCCGGCUCUCUGCACUCACCCCUGGCUCCUUGUAUGAGGUCAGCGUGAUUUCCACACUGGACAUGAACGAGAGUGAUCCGGUCAAAGGUCUUGCUGUCACAGCUCCCGACCCCCCAACCGAUCUCCGAGUCAUCAACAUCUCCGACUCCCAGGCCCUUCUGCUGUGGAGGCCCGCCCUGGCCUCUGUGGACCAGUACAUCAUAGUUUAUGGUCCUGAGAAAGGGUCAGACGUGACGCUUAUGGUAACCGGCAACACGGCCGAGCAGCAGCUGAGAGGCCUGAAGGGCUCCACGGUCUACGCAGUGACGGUCAGCAGCAAGCUGGGCGAACAGCACAGCAGGGCAGUCAGCACACGCUUCACCACCGCUGGGGCUGGCGGCAGGGGAGAGGGACCUCGAGACCUGAAGGCCAGUCAGGUGACCCCACGAUCUGCUGUGCUGUCAUGGAAAGCCCCCACCACUGUGGUGUCGGGCUAUAAGCUGACCUAUCAGACAGCAGGACAGGGGACCAAGGAAGUGAUCCUUGAUGGCAGCGUGACCCAGUACAAGCUGAGGAGGCUGAGCCCAGCGUCGCUGUACAUCGCGCGGCUGCAGGGAGAGCGGCAGGGACUGCACACCGCCGCCGUCUCCACCGACUUCACCACGGGCACUCUCCGUUUCCCGUUUCCCACUGACUGCUCCCAGGAGUUGCUGAAUGGCAUCCCUGACUCCGACGAAACAGAAAUUUUCCCUAAUGGGAAUCGGGGUCCGUCUGCACUGGUCUAUUGCGACAUGGAAACAGAAGGGGGCGGCUGGACGGUUAUCCAGAGGAGAAUGGAUGGCACAACAAAUUUCUUCAGGCGCUGGAAGGAAUACAGUGCCGGCUUUGGAAAUAUAAGCGGAGAAUUCUGGAUCGGUAAUGAGCUGCUCCACAACCUGACACAGAUGGUGCCAAUGACGAUGCGUGUGGACCUGCGCUCGGGGUCCGAGGCAGCCUACGCUCGCUACUCCUCCUUCUCCAUAGACUCAGCCAGGAGGCACUACGCCAUCAAGGUGUCGGGAUACUCAGGCACAGCUGGGGACUCCAUGAAAUACCACAAUGGCCGGCCGUUCUCCACCCGAGACCGUGAUCCGUAUCCCUUCAUCACUCGCUGCGCCAUGUCGUACCGGGGCGGCUGGUGGUACAAGAACUGCCACGAAGCCAACCUCAACGGCCUCUAUGACACACACACCAACCAUCAAGGUGUGAUCUGGACCGAGUGGAAGGGCAAGGACUUCUCCAUCCCUUUCACCGAGAUGAAGAUCCGGCCCACGUCCUUCACCCCACCGUCUCAGCCCUAGGGAAGAGGGCAGAACGGGGAGAGUGCACCUUUCUGUCACCCAUCCCAUACCAUCAAAACCAUAGUUGUACUUCUACCAAAUUUUUAAGCCAAAGGAAAUCUUAAAAUGCAUACAUAUCCUGAACCCAACAGUAAUACACCUGACAUGAUGUUCUAAAGUGAUAUAUGAUAUAUGGACAUUUAUUGAGAUGUUGUACAGUUUUCUUUUGUUAUAUAUAUAUAUAUUUGUGCAGAUGAAUAUGCCAAAAAAAAUUCUUGGUAAUUACUUUCUUAAUCAAACAUGCAGUGCAGCCUUGAAAAUGUUUGUAUUAUGCUGUCUCCUUCGUUUACUUCUGAUGCCAGUUUCAAAUCGCUCCAGUCCAGUAAAGCUGUGGUGGAAUGAGGCUCUGACACAAACACGAAAACUGUGAAUAUCAGAAGUGAACAUGAUCAUUUCAGUGCAUUUCAAGGUUUCUUGUUCCACAUUGCAGAUAAACAAGAAAAAGAAGAGAAGGGAACAAGCACUGUGGCUCAUUCGAGGCUUUAGGACCAACUGAAACCAAACAUAUAAGACAAUCAGUUCAACUUAAUGCUUUACAUGCUUUGCAUGAUUGCAGCUCAACCACGCCACACUACCCAUUUUUCCAACACUAUUGAAGUAUCUUCUAUUUAAAAAAAGGCCAGGUUUGGAUUUCACCACAAUCAGUUCAAGCCAAACGGACAGUGCAGCACAGUAUUAUUUUAUGUAUGUAAACAUGACUGUCUAAACAAUUUUGCAUACAGAGUAUUUGUAAACUGAAUUAAACCUGAGGCUGCUGGAUUGGACUGGGACACUUGCUUGGUUUAUGCUGGAUGUUUGCAUGAUCAAGCACAAGGGAACAUUUAGUUCUGACUAAAAGAAAAAGAGAUGUGACUGUCUGGGAUUCUAGCAGCCUGAACAAAAUUCUAACGGGCUGCACUGGACUGGAGUGCAGUGGGGGGGGGGGGGGGCUCACAAUGUCACAAUGAUGCAUGAAUAAGGACAGAAAAUAAAUAUUAAUCAGAAACAGUAAAAGAGAGCAGAGCACGUUUAAAAACUGGGGACACGAUCAUAAUGAAAAUAAGUCAUACCUACAUUUAUAUUUCACUGUUGCAUAUAAGUAUUCAGAUUAUAAAGAAUUGUAAGUAUAUAUAGUGGUUUUGAUUUAUACAUUUGUCAUACACUUAUAUGUUAGAUUUAAACUAUAUGGAUAAAACAAUAGGAGUUUAUGUGUCAAUUGAAAUGUAAUUUAAACAUUUUUUGAUGCCGGUGUUUCUCUUUGGAUGGAAUUUGUUAUCUUUUCUGCACAUGAUUCUGCUAGUAAAUAUUACAUAAAUACAAAA